AUGAAGUGCGUCCGAUUCUCAUUGCUGGUGAUUGGCCUGCUGGCGGCUCCGACUGCCUGGGCUCGAGUUCCCUAUCCGGAGGUGGAGCUUCCUCCACUUAUCCAGGAUGAUGACAUCUUCGACCGGGUCGUCGUGCGUCCCCAGCCCGUGGGUCGUUCCGGAGCCUGCAGUGUGACAAUCCGCGGAGGACUGCCCAGUCCCCAGCCCGUCUACCUGAAGACCGACUCCGAGGACUUCUAUCCCUUCUCCGACACUGGUGUAAUGGAAUUCUCGUCGGGCGGCUCCCUUCAGCUGUGGUGUCCCUCCGGCUUCAACACCCAUUCCCAGAACCUACUCACCGCCAGCUGUGUGAGUGGAUCGACCUUCAGCGUGGACGGAUCUCAUUUCGAGUUCAAGGACCUGUACUGCAAAUCCUGGCCGGGAUUCAAGGCUGUUAAAUCGGGAGCCACCUGCAAUGGUGGCAUUGUGAUCCGCGUCGGUUUCGAGAUCACCGCUUCGCGGUUUGCCGAACAAAUGCAGAUUUGCUUCAACGAGGAGGAGGAGGUGACCCGCUACACUCGCCACAAGCUGGAACCGGGUAGCAAUUACUAUGAGACGGGCGUGGCUAGGAUUACCUUCCAAACGGCUGGCUAUUUCGAUGGCAAGAAUGUGGACAAGCUGUACACCCAGGCCACCCAACUGGAGACGAUCAACAAGGAUCUGGGUGGCGAUGCGGACAAGUACUUCGAUAGUGCCAGCAAUGUGUACCUGGCCCGUGGUCACCUGGGAGCCAAGGCGGACUUCGACUACGCCCCUGAGCAGAGGGCCACUUUCUUGUUCAUCAAUGCCGCUCCCCAGUGGCAAACCUUCAAUGCUGGAAACUGGGCCCGCGUGGAGGAUGGUCUGAGGGCCUGGGUGUCCCAGAACAAGUUGAAUGUGAACUGUUAUACGGGUGUCUACGGUGUGACUACCCUGCCCAACACUCAAGGCGUGGAGACCCCACUGUAUCUGGCCAGGGAUGGCAACAACAAUGGCUUGAUCCCAGUGCCCAAGCUCUACUUCCGGGUGGUCAUCGAUCCCUCAUCUCACAAGGGCAUUGUCUUCGUGGGCGUCAACAAUCCCCAUCUCACCGAGGAGCAGAUCAAGCGGGACUACGUCAUCUGCACGGAUGUCAGCGACCAGGUGACCUAUAUCAACUGGAAGCGCACGGACAUCAAGACCGGAUGGUCCUAUGCCUGCGAGGUGGCCGAUUUCCUCAAGACCGUCAAGCAUCUGCCCGCUUUGACCGCCAAGGGAGGUCUCCUCGUCUAAGUGGUGAUCAAAUAAAAUCCACAACUGUUCAGAAAUUUA
This is a messenger RNA of Drosophila rhopaloa, 1329 nucleotides long. RefSeq lists its product as uncharacterized. The coding region runs from base 1 to 1290 and encodes 429 amino acids. Gene Ontology annotation, biological process: apoptotic DNA fragmentation. The record is from RefSeq and is a predicted model, not a curated record. The transcript has 2 exons. NCBI's taxonomy places the organism in Eukaryota, Metazoa, Arthropoda, Insecta, Diptera, Drosophilidae. Gene Ontology annotation, molecular function: metal ion binding; nucleic acid binding; single-stranded DNA endonuclease activity. Gene Ontology annotation, cellular component: mitochondrial inner membrane; nucleus.